Messenger RNA from Cucurbitaria berberidis CBS 394.84, 1842 nucleotides. RefSeq lists its product as uncharacterized. Bases 1 to 1842 code for a protein of 613 amino acids. The transcript has 4 exons. Lineage: Eukaryota; Fungi; Ascomycota; Dothideomycetes; Pleosporales; Cucurbitariaceae. The record is from RefSeq and is a predicted model, not a curated record.
AUGCCUCCUAUUGACGUCGUAGGUCUGCCCGCAGGUAUUUUCAAGGUUGUCAAGAUGAACCAAGUGGAUGGCCUUAAAUGCCCACCACAUACAAUCACCACCCUUUACGAGAAUUUGAAAACACAGGAACUACUCAAGUCUUUGGAUUUUGUCGUCUAUGUCGUCAAAGAUUUAGACGGUCGAACGCGAUGGGUUUUUGUAACGCGCAAGGACGACUUGACGAAACUGAACUGGCUAGCCAAGUGCCAUGCUCAAGACAUGGAAGGCCGCAUCCAGCAGCAUGCUGACGUACAAGGUGUUUCCGCUGGAGGGGAGGGACGGCCAAUACCCUUUGUCAUUGUGGAAGCCAAGGAAGGUGUCAUGGGUAGCAAGAGCGAGAAACACCUGCUCGACGAAUUGUACACGGGAGUGAUUGCAAGAACAAAAGAGACCGAUAUUGAUGAGAUUAGGAUACCGAAGGAGACAAUUAUUAUUGUGAAGAAGGAGAAACCGUCCAAGCGUGAUUUCAAAACGCGGUACUCAGGAGGGAGGUCGAGAAGGACUACUUGGAGGAAAUCGAGCAGGCGUACUGGUGCAAUGGCACAUGACCUACCUUCUACGACCCUAAAUGUUUGCUUUCUCUCACUAACAUCAGACAUCGUUAACGCCACAGCCCAUCAAUAUCUCGCUUCUAUCGCUGCACUACCGUCUAUCACUAGGAUUUAUGCUUCGCAUUCCUCUCAUCAUUACCGUAACGAGACUACAACCGCAUGUGAAGCAGCUGUUUACAUCAUUGCUGGUAUCGCAUCCUCAGCAACCCUCAAGGGCUUCCAUAGCAGCAUUCCUCAGUUCCAACAAUCGCUCUUUGCAUCCCUCAAGGUCCAACCCAUGGCAAAAGAGCAAGAACCCGACGGCCCAAGUUGGUGGUUAUGGGGAUCGCUUCUCGUUGGUAUCGUGCUCAUGUUGGUCCUAUCACGGACCCCUUGGUUCUCUUCCCGACGUCCAGCGAUCGAGGCAGAAUUGCACAAAGCCUGGACAUGCAUCCAUAAUCAAUUUAGUUCCAGGUCUCGCAAGGCUGAAGAGCCCCAUUCUGCACGCGUCCUUACCGAUGAUACCGGAGCAGCGGCAAUAGCUCAAGCUCGCGCCACUUUCGCCAUGAACGAUAUACAACGCGUGAAUGAUAUAGCGCCAAUCGGAAGCCUCAUGGGCGUAUCUCAGCCAGGCCAGCUCGUCAGAGGUCUUCAUGGGGAUCUGUAUAAUUCUAGGUUGUCGGCAGCGAUGAAACAUCUGUCGAAAGAAAGUGUCGACAGAUUCCAUCAGAACCUUGAUAAACGCCGCGUUUCUGCCGCUAGCGCAAAGAAAGAACACCUGGAACCAAGGCUUGCGGAGCUCUCCAAGCCCGAAACGGAGAAUAUGAACGAUCUUGACGCGUCCCAGAAUACAGCUUCGACCAGGAUCGGGUCACCUUAUUCCUCCAUGGUUGCGGACACGUAUAGACAAUCUGCGACAUCCAUUUCAGCAUCUACGACUCUAGAGGCCACAACUCCCUUAUCAACUUUGAGCACAGAGGAAUUACUUGGCUCUAUCAACGCAACCGAGACCGAGCUUGAAGCGUCUUCGGAUAUAGAACUAUCUAACCAUGGCUUACCGGAUCCGGCACCAAGUCCAGUUCCGGGUAUCGGAGAACAUACAGCACGCUCUACCGUUGCCUUACCCAGCAACGAUGUCGCACAAACUUCUGGACGUCCGAUACUAAAUUGGGAUUAUGCAGUGCAUCCGACGAGUGUCGUGACCCAUGGACCAUAUGCCACAGAGUAUCCGACAAUGAUUGCGCAGUUACAGGAUGGGGCUACCGGGAGGUAG